Trichomonas vaginalis G3 is the source of this 360-nucleotide messenger RNA. RefSeq names its product protein of unknown function, DUF4107 family. NCBI's taxonomy places the organism in Eukaryota, Parabasalia, Trichomonadida, Trichomonadidae. The transcript has a single exon. The annotation marks the transcript as partial. The record is from RefSeq and is a predicted model, not a curated record.
AUGGUAGCUUGGGCAGCUUUAGGCGCAAUGGGAACAAAAGCAUUAGCAUUUGGAGCAAAAGCACUUGGAGCUUAUGACGCAGUAAAUAAAAUGAGUGGAGGAAGAGUUUCGAAGACAUUAGAUGCAAAUAAAGGAAAGAUUGGAGGCUGGGUUGCAAAGAAGUUAAGAUUAAAUAAAAUAGGGCUCAUAAAUAAAGCAUCCAAUUUGGUUGCGACUGAGUCAGAAAAUUCUUUAGGAAAGGACGAUGAGUUUGCAAAACACGCAAAAGACUUUAAUGACCAGAUGAAAGGUGAAACAAUGCAUUUAAAUAGAGUCGAUGGAACUAAAGAAAAUGUUUCUUCUCCACAACUUCCACCAGCA